GAGGGCGGAGGGCGGAGGGCGGUGUUAACCCCUCCCAGCUCCCGCGCUCGGGCCAGCGGGGCACACGCGGCUGGGAGCACGGCUGGAGUGGGCACCGGAGCGGAGCGCGCGGUGGCCUGGAGCGGAGCGGCAGAGACCGAGCGGCCCCGCCCCGCCUAGCCCAGCUCAGCCCAGGCCGGCGCGGCGGGAUGCGGAGCGCGCGGCGCGGACCCGGAGCUCCCAGAGCGCGGCUGCAGCUACCCCCGCCGGAGCGAGGCUGCUGUGUCUGAGGCCCUCUGGAACUGAGGAAAAGCCACACAAAAAGCGUGGGUCUCCUCCCGGAUCGUGUCCCAAGCUCGCCUGAGCAGGCAGGGUUGGACCUCGCCCCCUAGCGUUGGUCUGGAGAAGUGGCGCCCCGUCGGCGACAGAGCCCGGCACCAUGGAGUCUACCAGCGACACGCAGGACAAGGCCAUCCGCAGUCUGGGCCCCAGCGACCGUGAAGUCAUAGUGCUGCAUUACAACUACACGGGGAAGCUGUCUUUGAGCCAGGACAGAGACAGCGGCGUGAAGCUGACCACGGUGGUGUUCAUCCUCAUCUGCUGCCUCAUCAUCCUGGAGAACGUCUUUGUCCUGCUGACCAUCUGGAAGACCAAGAAGUUCCACCGACCCAUGUACUAUUUCAUCGGCAACCUGGCCCUCUCAGACCUGCUGGCCGGCGUGGCCUACAUAGCCAACCUGCUGCUGUCUGGCGCCACCACCUACAGGCUCACGCUGGCGCAGUGGUUCCUGCGCGAGGGCAGCAUGUUCGUGGCGCUGUCGGCCUCGGUGUUCAGCCUGCUGGCCAUCGCCAUCGAGCGCUACAUCACCAUGCUGAAGAUGAAGCUGCACAACGGCAGCAACAGCUCGCGCUCCUUCCUGCUCAUCAGCGGCUGCUGGGCCGUCUCGCUGGUCCUGGGCGGCCUGCCCAUCAUGGGCUGGAACUGCGUGGGCGCGCUGCCCAGCUGCUCCACCGUGCUGCCGCUCUACCGCAAACACUAUAUCCUCUUCUGCACCACCGUCUUCACCUUGCUUCUGCUGGCCAUCGUCAUCCUGUACUGCAGGAUCUACUCCCUGGUGCGGACCCGCAGCCGCAGGCUCACCUUCCGCAAGAACGCCUCCAAGGCCAGCCGCAGCUCCGAGAAGUCGCUGGCGCUGCUGAAGACCGUGAUCAUCGUGCUGAGCGCCUUCAUCGCCUGCUGGGCUCCGCUCUUCAUCCUGCUGCUGCUGGACGUGGGCUGCAAGGUGAAGACCUGCGACAUCCUUUACAAAGCCGAGUACUUCCUGGUGCUGGCCGUGUUGAACUCCGGCACCAACCCGGUCAUUUACACCCUGACCAACAAGGAGAUGCGGCGGGCCUUCAUCCGGAUGGUGUCCUGCUGCAAGUGCCCCGGUGGGGACUCAGCGGGCAAGAUCAAGAGGCCCAUCAUCGCAGGUGUGGAGUUCAGCCGGAGUAAGUCGGACAACUCCUCGCACCCCCAGAAGGACGAUGGGGAGAACCCAGAGACCAUUAUGUCCUCUGGAAAUGUCAACUCUUCUUCCUAAAGCUGGAAGCUGCCAACCCUUGGGAAGUACUGUUCUGAGACCACCUACUGUCCCAGCAUUUGAAAUAGGUCUCUGGGCCUCAGUGGGGCCAGCAAGGAGCCCCAGGGGCCAGAGAGAGGGAGGAAGCAGGGGAGAACUCAAGCGGCCUGGUGGGGCCACAGCAGCUGGUGGGUAGCGCUGGUUCCGGUGAACAAUGCACCAGGAAGGGUGGAGAUUGGUCGGCCUGGAGCCUGUUUCCUCUCCCUUCGGAGCUUUGAUUUUGCACUGAGCCAAAGGUCUAGCAUUGUCAGGCUCCCAAAGGGUUCCCUGGGGCCCUCCUCCAAGAGUGGGGUCCCCAGGAGAAAGGCGCUCAGUCUGGCGCUUAGAGGAGAUGAUUUUUUCCCUUCAGUCUCAGACCCACGUGAGUGUGUGCACUUGUGCUUGCCAGGGAACACUGUUCCCCUCCUGCCCUGCCCUCCCUCCCCUCCCUUCCACCCCCUCGCAAGAUUCUCUUACUUUUAGUAUAACUACCUGGCAUUCAUCCGAGCAGCCUCCUGGCUCGCUGUUCUCGGCUGUCUGUAGCGGGCCGGCCAUGUUCAGUAGGUAGGCUGAGAAGACCUGGACAUGGUUUGGAGAGGAAAAGCAGUUUCAUCUGCUGAGGCCAAAGUUUCCACGCAAGCUGGAUUAGUUGUGUUUUGGAAUUUGCUUGACGUCACUUUGAUUUUUUUAAAGCAUCUUUACAAUGAAAUGUGUUGCAGUGUCAUGUCAGUUGUGGCUGUGAUCAGCCGAGGAAGUCCGCUUUCUCCAGGUGGUAGCAGCCAGGACCUUCAGUGUUGGGGUGCAGCAAACAGAAGAAGGGGGAAGAGGACGGGAGGAAGCCUGAGCGCCAGGCGCCGUCUCUUGGUGGCUGUCACGAAUGCAGCCCCUGUCUUUGGCACUUCUGCUGAGGUUUAUCGCAGAGUGCUGUGCUGUCCAUUUCCACCACAGGAUGGUCGCCUUUGGCUGUGGUCGAGUACUUUCCAUGAUUUUUGAAUGUAUUUGUUUCAGGAAAGGUCUUUCAUUGGAUUUUUUCUAACUUGUGUUAACACCACUGAGUGUGUCUUUCUUAGGAAGAUACCAGUUCUUGGCUCUUAAAAGCAUUACUUUAAUUGGUAGGAAACAGUGGAAGUUUUUCAGUACAGCUGUUCAUUAGAUAGUAAUUGAAGGUGUGUAUAAAUGUUACAAAGUAUAAAAACGUGUCACUGUCUUUUUAGUGCGGUUUUCAGUGCAAUUAAACCAAGAAAUGUCUUUUUUUAAAAAAAAAUAGUAUUUAAUAGGUUUCUGACUUUUGUGGAUCAUUUUGCACAUAGCUUUAUCAACUUUUAAACAUUAAUAAACUGAUUUUUUUAAAGAUCCCUUUGUGAAGAGCAUUUUUUAAAAAUCACGAUUCAGAUUUUCCCUGAUUCCGUGGUUCUUUAGAAUCAAAAGGUAAGCAUAAAUUUAUGUUAUUUUUAAAGGAUUUCACCUUGAUAAAGUAGGGUGUGAAAAAAUUGUGGUUUGUUUAGAAACUGCCCUGUUUUAGGAAGAGAAACUUAAAUAAGUGAACAGUGAAUUUGAAAAUGAAUGAGAUAAAAAAAAACCACCAACCUUCUCAAUACCACAUUGGCAAGAAACUGUAAUUUUAAAUUGCAUUCAAGACAAGCUAACUGCAAUACAAUAAUCCUAUUUUAAAACAUGGCUUUGUAAAGAAUUAACCGUGUGGUGGUCUCACUUAGGUUACUACACCCUGACCAGUCCGAACACACCAGCCAAAGUGUACGCUCUGGCCACCCACCCGCAUGCUCCGGGGAGAUCAGGAAGAGUGUUAAGUCAUUAACCUUUUUAGGGUACUGUUUUGGCUCCUUCAGUCCAUCUCUGAAUAUGGGAAUAUGCGGUACACGUGAGGUAGCAAACGAGAAUGCAGGCUGGGUGGCACAGGGCCAUUUGUGUGAAAACUUUAUUCAUGGUACUGGACAGUGUUAGCAUUCUUGACUAGUAAUUUCUCCAGCUAUGAAGUGAAAGCAAGGGUGCUGAGCAAGCACCCUAGAAUUCGAGCACUAGUUAGCUCUUGCUGUAGCAUUGCUGGAUCUUUCUGGUGGGUCGAAUCAAAGUCUCUUGAUGUGUUUGGUUCUCUAGCUUUAGUGUUAUUUUCACAAUUUGUGCUUUCAAGUGUCAUUGACUAUGCACAGGACACAGUUGGGACACGGAGAUAAAGCUCACCUACUGGGGUAGAUGUCAUUUCUGGGUAAGGUUAACUGUGGGAAGCAGAAAUGUAUUCACUAAGGAAAGCUUAGGUCACAGGCUCCUUUCCUGAAGGAAAUGCCAAAAAUGCUCCAAAGACAAAAGGCUGGAAACACACUGGAAUGUCUCUGUCCAUCUGUCUGCUGAGGCGGAAGGAGUGAUUUCAUGUCACACUCACUUCCUGGAACUUUCAUUGCAGUGUGGAGCACGAUGGAAAAGUGUCCAUUUUGUUCCAUGGCAUGAUGACAUGG
Octodon degus (degu) is the source of this 4050-nucleotide messenger RNA. RefSeq names its product sphingosine-1-phosphate receptor 1 (gene S1pr1). Gene Ontology annotation, biological process: sphingosine-1-phosphate receptor signaling pathway; angiogenesis. The transcript has 2 exons. The coding region runs from base 419 to 1561 and encodes 380 amino acids. Gene Ontology annotation, cellular component: membrane. The record is from RefSeq and is a predicted model, not a curated record. NCBI's taxonomy places the organism in Eukaryota, Metazoa, Chordata, Mammalia, Rodentia, Octodontidae. Gene Ontology annotation, molecular function: sphingosine-1-phosphate receptor activity.